Molecule: messenger RNA, 1110 nt
Organism: Trichoderma gamsii
Lineage: Eukaryota; Fungi; Ascomycota; Sordariomycetes; Hypocreales; Hypocreaceae
Exons: 1
Coding region: 1-1110 (369 amino acids)
Source: RefSeq, a predicted model, not a curated record
AUGUCUCUCCAUCAGCGAGUAUCCGCCAAUCACGGGCGGAGGGCCUCCGUCUCGCACUCGGCGACUUACGGUUUGUCUACCCAUAGUUUCUCACAUGUGCCCAAUCGCUCAAUCCCAUCUGCAGUGACGUCCGAUUACGAGCAGCGCCUGCUCGAUUCCCUCAACACGGCUCACACGGAGCUCAACAAGACCAACUCGGAAAGGGACCGAUAUUUCGGCCUCCUCGAACAGGCCAACAAGAAGCUCGCCGAGGUUACCGUCACUAAUACCGACCUCAAGUCACAGAACCAGAACUUGAAAGACACCAUCGCCUCUCUGCAGGAGAGGAUCCAGCGUGGUAAGGAAGAAAGCGACAGGCUCGGCUUCGAGAAUGACGCUCUGGCACAAGACUAUGCCGAGCUCAAGGCCAAAUACAGCAGUCUGUCUCAUCAGUUCAAUGCACUCAACAGCGCUCCUCCGCCAUUCUCCAACAACGCUCCCAACGGUUUGUCAGGGUCGAUGCCGGAACGUCCCAAGCUCUCUCGCUCCUCCAGCAAGAAGGAGCGCAAAGAAGAUCGUGAGGAGCGCAGUCGAGUCCGAGACAAGGAAAAGUCUCGAGAUCGCGAGAAGGAGGACAAGCGCGAGAGGGAAAAGGAAAAAGAAAGGGAAAAGGAGCAUGUAAAGGAAAAGGAAAAGAAAGAGCACAGAGCUGAAAAGGAACGGCUCUCUCGUCGCUUUGAAGAACGGCGUGUGGUUCCGCCUGCACCCACCCCGGCGGCUCCAGCACCUCCACCUCCACCGAUCACAAAUCGACGGAACAGCUUCAUCGAGGGCUGGGGCCCCGCCGGCCGGACGUCGUCAGCCUCGGGAUCUUCCACUCGGAGUUACACCAACGGACCCCAUGUGCCCCACGGACCCAACGGACACAUUGGACACAUUGGACACAAUGGACACGCGCAAGUGCCUGCUGUCACACCUGUCAACAAGACGGCCUAUGCCAACAUCUCCCGGACUGCUACCAACCCAAUGACUCCUCGUAUCUACAGCGCUGCUGGAAGCACAGCCGCCGUGUUCGAUGACGACGGGAGUUAUGAGGAUGGCAACUAUCAUGCCUACCCAAUCAGCCGAUAA